UUCUGCGUGAAUUGUGACUUUGUUUCAAACCGAACGCGGCGACAAGUGCACGUUUCUCUGCCUGCGCAUUCACGUACGCAUACCAAUUGUUAACGUACUCGUUAACUGUUGUGUAAAAACGAAAACAAUAUUUCUUUUUCCCCUCCGACUUCUUGCUGCGGAGUUUUGUAAUCGAUUCGAUCGAGUGAGGACUUUCACGAUUUCUCUUCAACACAAUUUUUUUUUUCAUUCUUCGUCGCCCCAGCAAAAUAUUCCUGUGCUAUUCUUCCGUGAAACGGAGGUGAAAAAAAAAAUCAAGCCGCGUGAACGAAACCGAAUUUCAAAGUCGAAAACGGAAAGAAAACGAAGUUUCGUCCAAUCCUGUUUUGACGGACGGCAGUUCGACUAGCAAACCAAAGGCAAAAGACGACAGGCGCGCGCAAGCAAUUCGGUGUGUGCGCCGCUCAAUGAUCAACAGCCCAGCGCUCAGACGUCAAAACGGCAGCCAAAGCACAUCCAGCGCUCUCAGCGAUUCCGGCGUCGCCGUGGAAUCAUGUCCUUGAGCCGCACUGUCGGCCGAGGACGACGAUGAACGGUUCGCUCUACGACGAAACUCCGGUGGUGGGGUCGGCUGGUGAUCAACACCGACGAUCAGCAAUAGCGUCAGGGGUAGCAUCUCAACAACAACAGCAACAGCAACAACAACAACAGCCAUCAGCAGGAGGUUCGGCGAGUUCGUCAGCGAACGGCAACAACGCAAGAGGGGAGCAAUCAUCGGGCCAGCAAGAAGAUUCAAACAACCAAAAUCAUCAAUUGUCACCUUCGGCCGGUGGGGGCAGCUCGAGCGGAAGUUCCGGUCCGUUGCACAUUCCGGCUAAAAGACUGGCGGUCGGGCAGACAGCAACCGGUCCCGGAGCCUCAUCCUAUCCGGGACAUCACACUCAUCAUCACGUGACUCAUUCGCACCACGACCCUAACGGCGGAGGAGUCGGUGGAGGUGGAGGGGGAAUCAACGGCGACUCUAGCGGCGCCAGUAGUCUGCUGCGCGCCCAACCUUGGCCGUACAGCGUCGGCGACGUGCAAGGUCACUCGGCCGGCUCAUUCGACCCUCAGUCCUACAGUCCGAGUUUGGUCCGCGACGGAAUGGCGGCAGCGGCGGCGGCGGCUUAUUACGGCGCAGAUCGAGCCAAAGCGGCACUCAGCUUUUGGCCGAGCGAUUACGGGAAAUAUGGAGCGGCGGCAGCAGCGGCAGCGGCCGGCCCAUCGGCUGGCCUACCCACCUCGGCCGAAGCGGCGGCCAGCGCCCAGUUCAACGCCCAGGCGGCUUGGUGCGGAUACGCCGGAUACGGCGGCCGCGUACCAGAACCGCACGGACUCGGCCCGACUCCCGGCCAGCCCGGCAUGGGCGUUCCAGUCUCGGUAGCCGGUUAUUUGGCCGCCGAAGCGCACGAAGCCCGACGCGGCGCUAUGGACGCCGCGGCUGCCGUCGCCUGCGGCUUCCCCCACGACAGCUACGCCGGACUUCGAGGCUACGGUCCCGGUCCGGAUGGCAUGCCGCCAAGCGUCUACGGCCCUGGCUCUUUGGGGCCGAAUCCGCUGGAAUGGACGGGACAGGUGACUGUGCGCAAGAAGCGGAAACCUUACUCGAAAUUCCAGACGCUGGAACUGGAAAAAGAGUUCCUGUUUAACGCCUACGUGUCGAAGCAGAAGCGCUGGGAAUUGGCGCGCAAUCUCAACCUGACGGAACGUCAAGUCAAGAUCUGGUUCCAGAAUCGGCGGAUGAAGAACAAGAAGAACAGCCAGAGGCAGCAGGCCGGCAACGCCAACAGCAGCGGCGCCAACGCCAACAACGCCGGCCAUCACAACAGCAGCCACCACCACCACCAUCAUCAUCACGGGCCGCCCGACGGUCACCACCACCACCACGCCGGACCCAUCGGACCGGCCGUUCACAAUGGCGGUCACAACAUCUGCUCGGCCAAGUGACGCCAUCCCUCUGCAGCCGCAGACAACAACCAAUUCCUCCUCUUGUAAAAAACAAACAAAAACAAUGCGAAAGGUCUUGCAACAAUUUCAAGGCCUGGAACAUUCAAAAUUGGAAGAGGAAGAUGGGAUCUGUAGGAACACGUCAGGUCCGUAGUUUUUCUUAAGAAGACAACAAAGAAAACGAAUCAUUGAUUUUUGUUGUUAUCUCCGAAUUAUUAUUAGACACCACUUUUUAUAGGCGCUACCUCGUUCUAGAAGCUCUUCCUUCAUUUUUUGUUUCCGCUAAAAAUUAUGAUAGCAAACACGCAAAAAAUGUCGUUUCUUUUGUUUCCCAUUUUUUUUUUUUUUUUUUUUUUUUUUUUUUUUUUUUUUUUUUUUGGUUUUAUCGUGUUUGUUAACACUUUUAUGUCUCAAAAUGUCGCUGGUUAUUGUAAGUGUAUCCCCUUUUUUCUUAAAUCCUCUAUAUUCAUUUAUACUCCCUUAUUAUUUUUAAAGAUGAUUACUAUACUACCAAGAAAUCAUAUUCUCUCUCUCCCCCGCCCGUCUUCAGUUCUCUCAAAGAUUUAAAAAGAAAAAAAAGCGAGAGAGAUGAUGAUAAUGAGUGUAUGUAUACACCUCAGGUAGUGUUCCUAUAGGUAGCUAAAAGCCCAAGAAUGUUAUUUUCCCCCCUCAAUUUUUUUUUCUUCUUUAAAUUCAUCUCCAAUUAUUUUCUAUUCUAUUUGACUCGUUACCCUCCUACACUUUUUUUUUUUACACUAUAGCGACAUUUAUCGUUCAUUUGUUUUUUUAUAGAGAGGGAGGAGGGCAUCUUUUUAUUAUUUACCUUUUUACCUGAUACAAAAAUGAAAUAUCCCCCUGGUGGCAUUAUUGUGCGUGUCGCCAUUUUGCGUUUUCGUGUUUUGUGUCUGUUUUGUGUCAGUCUGCUAAAGUUUGUUUUUACGUGCGAGAGGGGUUGACCGAACGUGUAGAACGCCAGACUAUUUAAAUAUUAAGCCAUCCCUCUCAAUCGUUUCCUUUUCUUCAUCGGUCAACUCAUCCAAUUUGUUUUUGUUUACCUCCCCAAUGACAAUCCCAAAGAUGGAGGAGAGAAUCACAAUCCCAGUGGCAAGUUUUUUUUUUUCUUUUCUAAAGUUAAUUUUUUUUUCCCCCAUUUUCGUGGCUACCCAAACUCACACAGGCCCAAAAGGUGGGGGGAGGGUUACAUGAAAAACACACGCGCAGUGAAAAAGACAGAAAACAAAAAAUCCGAAUUAUUAUUAGUUUUCUUCGAUUCUUAUUUUUUUUGGUGAUUGACACAAAUCGUUUUUGCGUUUCUACACUUCCGGAGGAUGGGUAAGAUAUUUUCUCACGGUUAAUGAUUAUUUUUUUUUGUUUGUUAAGAUGCUCAAAAGAAAAAGAAAAAAAAAGAAUUUUGGGGGGAGGAAAUGGUGAGGGGUUGCAAACACCACACGAUUUCCAUAUCGGCAAUUGUUUUCUUCUUUGACCUUGUUUUUUUUUUCACCUUUUCUCGUUUUCUUUGCUUGAAGUUUGUGUGUCUCAUCUUUGAAAAAAAAAAAAAACGUGGAAAUUCACUCAAAAAGUUGAUUGAUUCGGUUCUUUUUUGUACCGGUGAAGUGGAAUCUCCAAUUCUUUUUAUUAAAAAACAAUUCUUUUUUCUUAACAACCUGAAAAAAUCUAAGCGUGUCUGCUAUGUUGGCGUGUAUUAGUUAUACUUGAAUGUGUGUGUACAUCAAAUGAAUGUAAAACUUA
This is a messenger RNA of Daphnia carinata, 3714 nucleotides long. Its product is annotated as homeobox protein abdominal-B-like. Gene Ontology annotation, cellular component: nucleus. Gene Ontology annotation, biological process: regulation of transcription by RNA polymerase II. Gene Ontology annotation, molecular function: DNA-binding transcription factor activity, RNA polymerase II-specific; RNA polymerase II cis-regulatory region sequence-specific DNA binding. The record is from RefSeq and is a predicted model, not a curated record. NCBI's taxonomy places the organism in Eukaryota, Metazoa, Arthropoda, Branchiopoda, Diplostraca, Daphniidae. The transcript has 3 exons. Bases 568 to 1965 code for a protein of 465 amino acids.